This is a messenger RNA of Oncorhynchus tshawytscha (Chinook salmon), 1991 nucleotides long. Its product is annotated as CMP-N-acetylneuraminate-beta-galactosamide-alpha-2,3-sialyltransferase 1. The coding region runs from base 666 to 1673 and encodes 335 amino acids. The record is from RefSeq and is a predicted model, not a curated record. NCBI's taxonomy places the organism in Eukaryota, Metazoa, Chordata, Actinopteri, Salmoniformes, Salmonidae. Gene Ontology annotation, molecular function: beta-galactoside (CMP) alpha-2,3-sialyltransferase activity. The transcript has 7 exons.
GGCGGCCCGAGUUGAUGUCAUUCUUAAACUCAUUCUGCUCUCGCACAUCGAUUACUCGCUCAUUAUGCAGUUCCUCUAAACACCUGCUGUGCUGUUGGACUCAAACAAGCUGCAUAUUUCAACGGGCGUUUAAAAAACCACUUGAACCAGGUGGAUGAUUGACUGUACAGGCAGUGAAUGCUAGACGCCCCUAUCACUGACCUCACGCUGUCAACAGCAGAAGAGCAGAUAGGUGUAGUUAUCUGGCCAUUGUUAAGUUGACAGGACCAUCCUGGAUUGUGUACCACAGUGGAAUUACCAUACUAUUGGUCAGCAAACGAAUAAUGGACAUGUACAAGGAUUCCUCAUCUAUGGAUUUCAAUGGAGUGAUUUUUGUCUGACCAAAACAUUUUCUAUAGAAGGCCAAGGCUUUCCCUACAAAAUAUAAGGAGCUAGUAUUCUGGUCACAUUUUUACUGAGAUGUUGUUUUCCAACGGCUUGAAGUGGAGCCUGUAAUUGUGAUGAAGACACGGCCUGUUUCUGUUCAUCAGAGGAACCCAGUGUUCAUCCUGUUAUAGCCAAGAAAUUUCCAGGGGAGGAAUUAUUCUCAGAAAUCUGAAUUUUCAAUAAGGGGCUUCUCUGUUUUUCGCUUCCCUGAAAAUUUCAUUUUUGUCUACCACUACACCAUGUAUCUAUCGAAGCAGAAGACCUUCAGGGCAUUUACUGUGUUAGCCUUUAUUGUAACUUUCACCAUGUUCCUCUUCGGUUUCACGUUGAGAGAUCCCUCUCUGUACUUCUUCAAAUAUGCCAUUCGCAAGUCGGACAGCUUCUUCUCUAAUGGCCAGUGUGGCUGUCGACAGUGUAUGACAGAGCUGGAGGACGACCCCUGGUUCACUGAGCGGUUCAACCUGUCAGUCCACCCUCUGCUGUCUAGGAGGAACAGCCUGCUGACUAACGACACAUACUGCUGGUGGCAGCGCUUGCAGGAUCAUAAGGACCCGGCCGACUUCAGCGAGGUGGUGGAGAAGUUGUUCCAGGUCAUCCCUGAUAAUGAUAAGCUCUACAAGGACGCGGGGCCUGAGCGCUGUAGGACCUGUGCUGUGGUGGGGAAUUCUGGGAACCUCAAGGGCUCCCGCUACGGACCCCUCAUCGACUCCAGUGAUGUCAUCAUCAGAAUGAACAUGGCUCCUACCUCUGGCUUUGAGGAGGAUGUUGGGAGCCGGACUACACAUCACGUCAUGUACCCAGAGAGCGCUAUAGAUCUGGACAACACCACCAUUCUUCUGCUCAUCCCCUUCAAGACUCUGGACCUGCAAUGGAUCACCAGUGCCUUAACCACCGGCUCCAUCGAAGAAACAUACGUUCCGGUCCGGUCCAAGAUUAAGGCAAACAAGAACAGGGUGUUGAUAUACAGCCCAGCCUUCUUUAAAUAUGUCCAUGACACAUGGCUGGAGAGUCAUGGCCGGUAUCCCUCCACUGGCUUCCUCAGCCUAUUGUUUGCCAUGCACAUCUGCGAUAAGGUGAGUGUGUACGGGUUCGGAGCGGACCGGUAUGGGAACUGGCACCACUACUGGGAAAAUAAUUACCACGGAGGCGAAUUCCGCAAAACCGGGGUGCAUGAUGCAGACCAUGAGAACAACGUCACCCUGCUUCUGGCUGAUAAACACAAAAUUUAUAUUUUCAAAGGCUUCUGAUAUCUGGAGAUGUCAUUGGCCUGAGACCAUCAAGCCUCAUCAGCCUAAAUCCUGUUGACUCAGGGAUUACCCACUGGGGAUAAACUGGUUGAAAUAACAUUGUUUCAAACUAAUUUGUCACUGUCGUGAUGUGGAAUGCAUGUGUAAAAUGUCUUGGAUUUGCAGGUUUUGAAGUGUCUGUCAUAAACCCAGUGUAUAUAUAAAAAUGUAUUUAUUUUUUUGUGUAUAUAUUUUUAUUUGUAAAAAAGAGUGCACGUUCAAGAUCACAGGUCUGUGGACCGCUUCACAAUUUCUACAAUAAACAGCAUUGAUCACUUU